Molecule: messenger RNA, 1548 nt
Organism: Erpetoichthys calabaricus (reedfish)
Lineage: Eukaryota; Metazoa; Chordata; Cladistia; Polypteriformes; Polypteridae
Product: UDP-glucuronosyltransferase 2C1-like
Exons: 2
Coding region: 22-1548 (508 amino acids)
Molecular function (GO): UDP-glycosyltransferase activity
Source: RefSeq, a predicted model, not a curated record
GUGUUAACGUUGUGACUACCCAUGAUUGCUGGCAAGAUUCUAAUUAUUCCUGUUGAUGGGAGCCGCUGGGUGAAUAUGAAAAUUCUCAUUCAGGAGCUGCACAGCAGAGGGCACAACAUUACAGUAAUGAUGCCCACUGACAACUGGUACAUCAAUGAGGAGUCUCCAUAUUACACUUCAAUCAGAAUUCAUCUUCCUUCUGUUCAAAACAUAUAUAGAGAUAACAUUUUUAGUUCAAUAGUGGAUAAAGUGAUUUACACCAAAAAUAUAGGACAUUGGUUUUCCUUUGUUGCUAUGCAGUAUCAAAUGUUCACUUUUCUAUCAAGGAGUCAUCACAUGUCUUGUCUAAUGGCUGCCACCUUGUUUGAAAACCAGGAGCUGGUGAAGAGGCUCCAAGAUGCCCACUUUGAUUUGGUCCUCACAGACCCAUUUCUGGGUGGAGGAGUGCUUAUAGCCCACUAUCUCCAGCUACCAAUGGUCCUUAACGUCCGGUGGGUAUUCAGUAGAGAGGCUCAUUUCUUACUUGCACCAUCUCCAGUUUCUUACACUCCAUUAACAGGGACUGAAUUUACUGACAAAAUGACAUUUUUACAAAGAUUCACAAAUGUGCUUCUGUAUGGAUUUAAUAUGUGCUUAGAAAGAAUUUUCAUUAGACCACAUUAUGAUGAAGUGUGCUCACGGUACUUUGGGUCCGAUGUUAAUAUUUAUAGUCUCAUCCAGUCUGCAGAUAUCUGGCUCGUGAGGGUUGACUUUAUCUUUGAAUUCCCAAGGCCCACUAUGCCAAAUGCUGUCUAUAUAGGUGGGUUUCAGUGUCAACCUUAUAAGCCUUUGUCUUUAGACUUGGAGCAAUUCAUGGAAAGCUCUGGUGAGCAUGGUGUCAUUAUCAUGUCACUAGGUACAAUAAUAACCAAUCUCCCAAAAGAUAUCACAAAUAAGAUAGCCGCUGCUUUUGCCCAGCUACCUCAGAAAGUGAUUUGGAGGUAUUCUGGGGAAACCCCUUCCAGUUUGGGAAACAAUACACUUCUGGCUAAAUGGAUACCCCAAAAUGAUCUCUUGGGACACCCUAAGACCAGAGUCUUUGUUUCUCAUGGAGGCACUAAUGGAAUCUUUGAAGCAAUUUACCAUGGCGUACCCAUAGUAGGACUGCCACUUCUGUAUGACCAGUUUGAUAACUUCAUUAGGUUGAAAGACAGAGGAGUUGCCAAGGUGCUUGACAUCGCUAAUCUAAACACUGAAGAUGUAUUACAAGCAUUAAAAGACGUCCUUGAUAAACCAUCUUAUCGAGAUAACAUGCAGCGACUGUCCAGACUCCAUCAUGACCAGCUCAUUAAACCACUGGAUGCUGCCAUAUUCUGGAUUGAGUAUGUGAUAAACAACAAAGGAGCUGCUCACCUGCGUACUGAAUCAUACCAUAUGCCAUGGUACGCAUAUCACUGUGUCGACAUUUUAUUGGCUUUACUAUUUGUGAUACUCUUCUUCUUUGUAUUUAUGUUUGUUUUGUGCAGGUUGUUGUGCUACAAAGUCUGUAAAAAAAGAAAAAUCAAGUAA